Sitophilus oryzae (rice weevil) is the source of this 783-nucleotide messenger RNA. Its product is annotated as histidine triad nucleotide-binding protein 3-like. The transcript has 4 exons. Gene Ontology annotation, molecular function: catalytic activity. The coding region runs from base 185 to 634 and encodes 149 amino acids. The record is from RefSeq and is a predicted model, not a curated record. Lineage: Eukaryota; Metazoa; Arthropoda; Insecta; Coleoptera; Curculionidae.
UAUUAUUGUUGUUACCUUGAUUUUAUGCCUUGAUUGAGAGAGUUUCGUUUAUCGUUCAGUGUUCACCACAGUCUAGUUUAUGGAAAGGCCGCCCAUAGUCUCGUUUCAUUAAAUGUUUUUACUGCUUCCUUGAAACAUUUCUCAGCUAGUUUAUUGCCCCAAAAAAUAUAUAAAGUAAAUAUAGAUGCCAUCAAAAUGCAUAUUUUGUAAAAUCAUAACAAAGAGUGCCCCAGCAGAUAUAAAAUUUGAGAAUGAAAAUAUAAUUAUAUUUAAAGAUAUCAAACCGGCUGCACAGCAUCACUAUUUGUCAGUGCCCAAAGAGCAUUUAAAAAAUGUGAAUAGUUUGAGCAAGAACGAUCAUAAAGAUCUUUUGGAUGAAAUGAUUUCCGAGGGUAAGAGGAUUGUAGAACAAGAGGGUGGUGACACAAAUGACUUAAGAAUAGGAUUUCAUCUACCUCCUUUUAAUACAGUGGACCAUUUGCACUUACAUACAAUAUCUCCAGCCAGUAGCAUGUCUCUAUUGCAUAGAGUAAUGUUUCAACCUAAUUCAUGGUGGUUUACAACAGUUGAAACAAUUCAAGAACGUUUGGCAAAUCUUGAUGUAGCUACUACUAAAGACAAUAGUAAGUUGUGAGUGGCAUUAUUUAGUACUUAUGUAUAAGAUUCCAUGUUGGUUAAGAAGGAAAAUCUAUUGUAUAUGCACAUUUUAUUCUUAAGUUUUAUUGUACAACAUAUUAGCUUAAACAAUUAAUUAAAAUAAAAAUUCUAAAUGUACAAAAAUAG